Boeremia exigua is the source of this 1966-nucleotide messenger RNA. RefSeq lists its product as uncharacterized. Bases 114 to 1916 code for a protein of 600 amino acids. Lineage: Eukaryota; Fungi; Ascomycota; Dothideomycetes; Pleosporales; Didymellaceae. The transcript has 2 exons. The record is from RefSeq and is a predicted model, not a curated record.
GCCCUACACUGCGAGCUGCCCGUCUGGGCCCGGCACUGCCUGCGCGCGAUAGCGGGAGCUGCCUCGGACUCCAGGCCAGCCGCGCAGCGCCGUCGACUCGGGCACCGCUGCCCAUGGUGCCUCUCCGGAGAGCCUCUCAACGCGGGCGCCGCAGCCUCGACCGUCGUCGCGAUCCCUUCGCAUGGCACGACGAGCGCGACACGCCCAUCAUGACCGCCACCUUCCCCAUCCACCCCCUGCCGUCCAUGCAGGCCGCCUUCGAGGAGUCGAUGCUCGACGCGACCGGCGAGACCGGCUUCGUGCCCUUCAAAACCCCCGGCCGCGGCGUCAAGACCCGCCAGCAGCUGCUGUGCAGAGAGGCCGACGCCGAGGAGCUGGCCUACAACUACACCUACAGCUGCCAUUGGCGCCACCACCCCAAGGGCAAGCACCACCCCUUGCUCAAGACCAUCACCCAGAUCGUCUUCGGCGUGCACCUGCUGCACCAGCGCCUCGAAAAGUCCACCGCCGACGUCGCCGACAUCCUGCUCAAGCACGUCAACGAGCUCGACAGCUUCCUGCAGCGCGCCAACGAGGACCUCGAGCAGAGCAUGAAGGACAUGCUCUUCCGCCAUAAGUGCCUGCGCGUGCCCAUGGAGCACGUCAACGAGUUCGACCGUCUGCUCGACGACCGCUCCUACCGCGCCUCGUUGCUGGACGGCAACAUCACCAUCGAGCGCACCAUCAACCGCAUGUCGCAGCUGCUCAACGACUACCUCGUCGACAUCAGCAUCUACCGCGACGCCAACCACGAGCUGGAGCACUACCUGCGCGACAUUGGCGACGAGUGGGCCUACCACAACGAAGAUGUCGGCCGCAUCUACUCGGCCAUGUGUGGAAACACGGGUGGCUGGGCUCAAUUUUUACAGAGUCUCGUGACCAAGGCCGAACGUCUCGGCACUGUGCUGGUGCAAGUUAGCAGUUAUUGCAAUGAGAUUGAGAAGCGCUGUGGUGCCGCCAGUCGGCGAAGUCUGAUUGCGACCACCUCAUCAUCGCGAAACUCAUCCAAAUCAAACGUACGCGACAAUGGUCGUCGAGCCUCUCGAAAAGGCUCACAGAAUAAACCUCUUCCCACGCCGCCCACGCCACAGGUGCCCGUGAUUCUCACCGCUGCACAGCCAGACCCCAGAGGGUUCCCUGAUGCAGAAGUCCGUGGCCGCCCCAUCUCACGCGUGCCACAUUACCAGCCGCAGCCUGAGCCCGUAAACCCGUACAUGGCUGGAAGUCGCCAACAACAGGUUGAGCUUCCCGCCUCGUCCCCAGCGCCUGCUUCUCGUCCUGAUGUGCAUGUGCCAAGCCAGCCUGCACAAAGCCAGCAAAUCCAACAGAGCCUACAAAGCCAGCCCGCCCCAAAGCAACCCGAACCCAAACAACCCGCACCAAAGCAACCCGAGUACCACCACGAAGCCUGGCACAACGAAGAGCAAAGUAAGGCUACCGCACAACCCCAGACAGAAGCAGGCCGCAUGGGCCACAAGCACGGCCAUCGGCGAGCGUCCAACAAAGAAGGAGAUAGUCCGCCCGUGACAGCAAAGGACUCAGCUUACUCUUCAUUAUCAGGGGCUUCGAUCAUGUCGCCGACUAGCGCAGCAUCGCCACGUUCGGCGUCUUCGAACGCUCAGUUUGGCCUGUUUCCGAGCAGUGCCCAGCAUACACCUAAACAGUCCUUGUCUGGUCGCGUGGGUUCUAUAACACCAUCUACUUCAUCAAAUCUACGAUCAGUAAAAUCUGCCGAUCCGCCAGAUCGGCCCCCAACUUCUGCAAGCACUUACUCAGAGACGCCGGCAAGUAAAAGACUGCUCAAAAGGGGCAGUCUUCAGUCGCUCAGGCGUUUCUUCACAAAGAAGAAGAACGACAUACAUACCAUUGCGGAGUGAGCCACAUACCCUUACAUUUGAUUUGUAUCAUUUCAAGCGGGCGUUGUCUG